AUACAGUAAACAAACAAGGAGCUAAAGUGGUGUAUUUAGUGUUCAACAUCAUAUCGCUUGUGUUUAUUCUUUAUUUUAAGCAUCGUAGCGCUGCGUAUAGUAGUAUCAUUGAGUGUUCAUCAUGCCAACGGCUUUAGUUAUUCUGGCUCCAGGGCAAGAGGAAAUUGAAACCACUGCAGCCAUCGACAUACUGAGGCGCGGGAAAGUAGAGGUCACUGUCGCCGGUCUCGAGGGCACAGAUGCCGUGGUAUGCAGUCGCAAUGUGUCGAUUGUUCCCGACGAAAGCCUGGAAUCUGCCGCGUCCAAGGGCCCAUAUGAUAUGAUUGUACUACCAGGCGGUAUGGGUGGUGCCAAAGCCAACGCUGCCUCGUCAGCUGUCAAAUCCCUUCUCGCCGAACAAGAAAAGGCUGACCGAUACAUUGCGUUGAUCUGUGCAGGACCCCUGUCACUCAUCAGCCAUGGCAUAGGCAAAGGGAAAAAAGUUACUUCUCACCCAUGCAUCAAAGAUGAUCUUAUUAAAGCCGAAUACGAAUACAGUGAGGACCGUGUAGUCGUCGACGGAAAGCUUAUCACAAGCCGUGGGCCUGGCUCUGCCAUUGAAUGGGGUCUCGCACUAGUGGAGCAGUUGGUGGGCAAGGAAACCGCCGACGAGGUGCGUGCCCCUCUUAUAAUGCUUUAAGAAGUCUUCGCUACCGUUGCGAGCUAUCCACUUCGUCCCGUUGAGCACGCCUCGACCGUCUCGUAACAAAGAAAUUGGCCAGGCUGCCGGAACAGCAUUUUUUGGACCUGCGGCAUGUACUCGGACCAAAUGCCACAAGGCCCACGCAUACGGUAACCAUAUCAGUACUCGAGACGUGGGCGGGCAUACUGCAACUCUCGCUCAAAGGACAGCCAUUCUGGCAGGAAAAAUAUUGAGAAUCUAUUUCAAGGUACCAAGGAACUGGCCUCCAAAUAUCAAAUCGUAAAUAAAAUAUCAAAGUUUGAAUUGGAUUCAUGAGCGUGUUCGACUCGUUCACAUGACGGUACAUUGCGAUCUCGCGCAAAUACACGAAAACGACCACAUGAGGAAAUAUUCAAAUGUCAGACCCUUCUUUUUUCCUUUCCGUGAUAAAUGCCCUUGCAGUACUCUUUUCGAUGGUAAUAAUGGCACAAACC
Molecule: messenger RNA, 1155 nt
Organism: Sphaeroforma arctica JP610
Lineage: Eukaryota; Ichthyosporea; Ichthyophonida
Product: protein DJ-1
Exons: 6
Coding region: 122-679 (185 amino acids)
Biological process (GO): guanine deglycation, glyoxal removal; protein deglycation, glyoxal removal
Cellular component (GO): cytosol; nucleus
Molecular function (GO): protein deglycase activity
Source: RefSeq, a predicted model, not a curated record